This is a messenger RNA of Bactrocera latifrons, 508 nucleotides long. It is a transcript of the gene Snapin, whose product is annotated as SNAPIN protein homolog. Gene Ontology annotation, molecular function: SNARE binding. The coding region runs from base 79 to 489 and encodes 136 amino acids. Lineage: Eukaryota; Metazoa; Arthropoda; Insecta; Diptera; Tephritidae. The transcript has a single exon. The record is from RefSeq and is a predicted model, not a curated record. Gene Ontology annotation, cellular component: BORC complex; BLOC-1 complex; synaptic vesicle. Gene Ontology annotation, biological process: intracellular protein transport; lysosome localization; lysosome organization.
UUUUUUGCAUUUGUUCUUUAUGGUAAAUGAAAGAUUUUGUGACAACUGAAUUGUUUGUUAAGAAAUCUGAAUUCAGCAAUGGACAAAGAUUCAGAUAGCACUGUGACAUCGUUGGAUGAAAAUACCGAAAAUUUCUGCACAAAUCAUACCCGUGAUAUAUUGGCGGAAGGUAUCGUGAAUUUAUUUAAACCAUCAGUGGAGAAAUUGGACGAACACAUACAAGCCACUCGUGCAUCACAAGUAGAAUUAAAAAAACAAUUGGACUCACUUUCAGUGCAACUGGUGGAAAUAGAGAAGGCGCAGCACAAUAUUCCUGAGUUCUCUAGCAAAGUUAAAGAAUUGAUAAACGUGAAGCAUAAGGUAACAGUCAUAACAAACGUUCUCAGUACAAGCCAGGAACGUUUAACUGGAUUGUAUAGGCUUAUCGAAAAAGAACAACGUCGUAGACAAGCUCUUCUUGACUCAGCUAUAAGCUCAAAUAUAUCUUAAAAAGAAAAAAAUGGAAACU